Molecule: messenger RNA, 1161 nt
Organism: Geosmithia morbida
Lineage: Eukaryota; Fungi; Ascomycota; Sordariomycetes; Hypocreales; Bionectriaceae
Product: HIV Tat-specific factor 1
Exons: 2
Coding region: 1-1161 (386 amino acids)
Biological process (GO): mRNA splicing, via spliceosome
Cellular component (GO): U2-type spliceosomal complex; U2 snRNP
Molecular function (GO): RNA binding
Source: RefSeq, a predicted model, not a curated record
AUGGACCUCCCGUUUCCGACAGACGUCACAGAGUUCGAUGCCGACGAUCGCAUCUCCUUUUCAAAGCUGGACGGCAAGUUCCUGGCCGUGCUGGACGAUGGUGCAGAGUUCGAGUUUGAUCACGACCAGAAGCGUUGGGUGCCAGCCGAAUACAACACUUUGGACGACGAUGAUGCAGAGGACUACGGAGGUGCGCCACGUGCGGGACAGCCGGAGGAAGCUGAGUUGGGGUCAAAGAAGAGGAAGAAUGGCGCAGCAGAGACUACACAGGGCGACAACCCGAAGCCAUCGCGGCCGAACAAACGACAGAAGCCGCCGCCGCAACCGAGGCAGAACACAGCCAUAUACGUAACGGGACUUCCGUCGGACGCUACAGUAGACGAGGUGUACGAUGUCUUCUCGCGCAAGGGCGGCGUCAUCGCCGAGGAGAUUGACAGCGGCGCGCCGCGCAUAAAGCUCUAUAAGGACGAGGAGGGUAACUUCAAGGGCGACGCCCUGAUAGUCUUCUUCAAGCCGCAGAGCGUCGAGAUGGCGAUUAUGCUCCUAGACGACACGGAUUUUCGCAUAACGGCGACGGGCGCGGCCGAGGGGAGGAUGCGCGUGCAGGCGGCUGAUACGAGCUACAAAAAGGUGCAACACGACCAAGAAGGAGGCGGCGGCGGCGGCCAGGGUGCGGCCGCAGCAGGCAAGCAAGGUGGUGAGAAGCGGCCGCCGCAGAGGAACGACAGGGACCGGCAGAAGAUUAUCAAGAGGACGCAGAAGCUGGAUGCCAAACUGGCAGACUGGGACGAUGACGAGCCAUACUCUGCACGUGGGGAGACGGCCAAGGUCAGCAGCAAGUGGGACAAGGUGGUGAUCCUCAGCCACAUGUUCACCCUCCAGGAGCUGGAGGAGGACCCGGCGGCGCUGCUGGAGAUCAAGGAGGACAUCCGGGACGAGUGCUCCAAGCUAGGUACCGUGACGAACGUGGUGCUCUUCGACCUGGAGUCCGAGGGCAUCGUGUCGGUCAAGUUCAAGGAUGCCGCCUCGGCAGAGGCCUGCAUCAAGGUGAUGCGCGGAAGGAGCUUUGGCGGCCACACCGUCAACGCAUUCCUGGCCACGGGGAGGGAGAAGUUUCAAAAGUCUAGCAAGGCAGAAGCUGAGGAGGAGGAUUCGGACUAG